AUGUCCAACGGCAUGCUCGAGGGCGUGGCCGUCGUCGAGGCGGACCGCUGGGGCGACGCGAUGCAGACGUGGUCCUUCCCGGAGCUCGGCGGCGUGCCGCUCGACAGGUGCGGCCUCGGCGAGGCGGACGAUUCCUACGGCGUGCUGCGCUUCUGGAGCGUGGGGCCCCUGUGCUACUACUGCUUCCCGGAGAAGGUCGGCAAGGCCCUCGAGUUCACGAACGCCGCGGCCUUUGCGCUCGUCUUCUCGUCGCGCGAGCGGCACCCGGCGCGCGCGCUCGCGCUCAUGCGCGAGUGCCUCGUGCCCGCCUACCGCGAGGGCGGGCCCAUGAAGCUGCUCCAGGCCUUCCUCACGCUGCAGACGUCCGGCGCGUCGCCGGGCGGCGCGACGAACUACCUCGCCUUCGCCGCGGACAAGGGCGGCGCGCCGCCGGGCACGACGGAGCUCGUCGUCGAGGCGCCCGACGACGACGACGCGUAG
Molecule: messenger RNA, 480 nt
Organism: Aureococcus anophagefferens
Lineage: Eukaryota; Pelagophyceae; Pelagomonadales; Pelagomonadaceae
Exons: 1
Coding region: 1-480 (159 amino acids)
Source: RefSeq, a predicted model, not a curated record